UAGGACGUGAGGCCCUCUGCGCGCGCUUAGAGCGUGGGCGUCCCCGUGGGGCGGUGUGUGUGGCGGGGGAGUAUUCGCCCCGGCAGCGGCGCCCGCGGCCCCUUCCAUCUGGGGCUCCUUUUGGGCUGGCCCCUGGCGGGCGGCUCCAGAAUCUUGAAGAAGAACUCGAGAACCCAAAGCGAACCCAGCCGCCAGAGGUGCGCGCUGUGCGACCCGAGCAAUGGCGGCGGCGUCGGUGUCGGUGGCUUCUGAUUCUCAGUUCUCGAAUGUCUUAGCUGAACCAUCGAAAUCUAAUGGAAAUAUUGUUCAUCGUUCUUCAUCUCCAUAUGUGUUAUAUCCAACUGAUAAACCUUUCCUUAAUAGUGAACUCCGUCGCUCCCCAAAUAAGCCUACAUUUGCUUAUCCAGAAAGCAACAGCAGAGCCAUAUUUUCUGCUCUGAAGAAUCUUCAAGAUAAGAUUCGGCGCUUGGAACUUGAGAGGAUUCAGGCAGAAGAAAGUGUGAAAACUUUGUCUAGAGAAACAAUUGAAUAUAAAAAAGUGCUAGAUGAACAGAUACAAGAAAGGGAGAAUUCAAAGAAUGAAGAAUCAAAGCAUAAUCAAGAACUAACAUCUCAGUUGCUUGCUGCAGAAAAUAAAUGUAAUCUUUUAGAAAAACAAGUGGAGUACAUGCGGAAUAUGAUCAAGCACGCAGAGAUGGAGAGAGCUUCUGUCUUAGAGAAGCAGGUGACCCUAGAAAGAGAACGGCAGCAUGAUCAAACACAUGUUCAGAGUCAGCUUGUAAAGCUGGACCUCCUUGAGCAAGAGUAUAACAAGCUUACCACGAUGCAGGCCCUCGCCGAGAAAAAAAUGCAAGAAUUGGAAGCAAAACUGCAUGAAGAAGAACAGGAAAGGAAACGUAUGCAAGCAAAGGCAGAUGAGUUGCAGACUGAUUUAGAAACAAAGAGACUUAUCUUUGAAGAUAAAACAACUUCAUGUACUCCUAUUGCAAGAAAAAUUAAAAAAAAGAAGUCAAAACCAUCAGAAAAGAAAGGACCUAGGAACUAUCUGGGCGCACAGCCUCACUGCAGGUUGUGCUUACGUGACAUGCCGUUUGUGGCUGGGAAGUCCACCAGUCCUAGCCACGCCGUGGUGGCCAACGUGCAGCAUGUCUUGCACCUGAUGAAGCAGCACAGUAAGGCGCUGUGCAAUGACCGUGUGCUGAGUGACACUCCUCUGGCCAGACAAGCCCCUUCUCGGGGGAGAAGCAAGAAGUCAGCAAGCCCUCCCCGUGCCAGCAGCAUCAGUGAAGAGUUGUCGGAAGUCUUACAGACCCUACAGGAUGAGUUUGGCCAGAUGAGCUUUGACCACCAGCAGCUUGCAAAACUAAUUCAGGAGUCACCAAGCACUGAACUGAAAGACAACUUAGAGUGUGAACUGGAGGCAUUGGUGGGAAGGAUGGAAGCAAAAGCCAACCAGAUAACUAAAGUUCGAAAGUACCAAGCACAGCUGGAGAAGGAGAGGCCGAAGCCAGAAAAGAAGAAAGAAGGAAGCGGUAGCAGCAGCCGGUCGUCUGGGGCCACAGGGACCACAAGUAAAAAGGACUUUGCCAAAGUGAGACCCGGAGAAAAAAGCAAGAAAAAUCUUCAGUUAUUGAAGGACAUGCAGACCAUACAGAAUUUAUUACAAAGUAGUAAUGUGUGUUGGGAUUACUAACUGCUCACCACAGGUCAUAAAUUUUAUUCAGAUAAUCUGUACCUCAUCAAUCAGAUAUUGGCAAUUUACUUUCCGGGUUAAAGCCUUACGUCGGAACGAAUGAAUAGCAGGUAUUAAGGCCAAGGCCUCAUGACACAGGCGCUGGUGUCACGCGGCCAGCUGCAUUUUAAACCAUGUACAUAAAGGGGAACCCAGCGAGUUUUAGACCUGCACGUUUUCUAGGAUGAAUGCACUGUUCUGGUAUGUUGCACUUUGUAAACAAAUUACCAAGUUUUUUACUUGUGGGUGUGAUUUUUUUAAAAAAACUUUUAUAUAUAUACAGAUACGUGUGUAUAAAUUAGGUUUAAAUUUUCCAAAUUCAAGGCCAGCCCCACAGGCAGCAUUUGCUUGAAGUCUCUUUGAUCCUCCCUGGCAUCAAGGGCCCACUUCCCUUUUUUCAUACAACUAUUAAAUAUCUUUACUUUGACUAUCGAUGUUUUUUCUAUAUUUAAGUAUUUAUAUAUUUAAGAGGAUUUUGCUUUUUUGAUAUUUUAAUCAUUGGUGAAAUUUUUACAGAUCCAAGAAAUCAUUUAUAUCAUUUACCUAUAAAAUUAUAAACUUAAGAUUGUGAAUGAAAUAAGGUUCUGGAACAGUGAGAGCAGCAGAAGGGAGCUGUUGGGCAGUCUGCGCAUGUGCAGUACUUGCCUAUAAUCAUGUGAGGUGAGGCACUGGUUUUAAUUUUGAAACUCCUUGUAUGUUUUUGGUAUAGAACAUUAGUGCAGUGGGAACUGCUCACAUAAUUGUCACAGCAAUGUGAAUCUGAGUAGAUCGAAACAUGUUAGCUUUUGAUAAAUUUGCCACUGGAGUCAAUAAAGCAGUUUUUUAAGGAAACAAUUUUUACUUAGCUUGUUAACAAAGGCUGUAUUUAUUGUAAACUCUCAAAAACAGUAACGCUGCACAUAGUACCCACUACUUGACUCUGCCAUUCUCAUGCUCACAUAGAACCUAAGCCCAAGAAGCCAGGGUCACUUCCUGAUACGUAAGAACCUUUGGAGGGCUGACCAGCAGGUGGAAAGGAGGUCCGUCUGUGCCUUGGGGGGUACAGUGCGCCACGCAACCUGCAUUUGCUUUCAUCACUAAUGAUUUCUAGAGGCUUGUCAGGUCUUGUUACAUUUUCUUCAGUUAGGACGCCUUCGUUUAGCAUCCUUGCAUGUUUGAGGUGUCUGUGAAUCUCCUGAAACUAUGUAAACUGCUUAUGUGUACAAUUUUCUGACGAGCAGGUUUGGAGUAAUUAAGGUUGAAACUAGAGACCAGAGAAAGGUAAGAAACGGCUCAAUUAUCUGGUAAGUAUUUCCUCUCAUCUUCCAUUUCAACUAUUAAACUCU
Octodon degus (degu) is the source of this 3057-nucleotide messenger RNA. It is a transcript of the gene Cep57, whose product is annotated as centrosomal protein 57. The record is from RefSeq and is a predicted model, not a curated record. Gene Ontology annotation, cellular component: centrosome. Lineage: Eukaryota; Metazoa; Chordata; Mammalia; Rodentia; Octodontidae. Gene Ontology annotation, molecular function: microtubule binding; identical protein binding; gamma-tubulin binding. Bases 221 to 1693 code for a protein of 490 amino acids. The transcript is spliced from 11 exons.